AUGGGGGCAGGAAAUGAUUCAGUGGUGUCUGAGAUUGUGUUGGUAGGACUCACCCAUUCUUUGGAGAUGCAGCUUGUCCUCUUUCUGGCCUUCUCUGUGUUCUACACAGCAGGUGUUUUAGGAAAUCUCCUCAUUGUGCUCACGGUGACAUCCGACUCUCAUUUACACUCCCCCAUGUACUUCCUGCUGGCCAAUCUCUCCUUUAUUGACAUGUGGGUUUCCUCCAUUACAGUUCCCAAGAUGAUUUCUGAUCUUUUCAAGGAGAAAAAAAUAAUCUCUAUCAAAGCCUGCAUUACACAGAUGUUCUUCAUUCACGUUUCGGGAGGAACUGAGAUGGUGCUGCUCAUAGUGAUGGCCCUUGACCGAUAUAUUGCUAUAUGUAGGCCUCUUCACUACCUGACCAUCAUGAACUUCCGAACUUGUGUUAUACUUUCAGUGGCUGCCUGGACUAUUGGAAUCAUCCACUCAGUGAUCCAACUUGCAUUUGUUGUAAAACUACCAUUCUGCGGUCCCAAUGAAGUGGACAGCUUUUACUGUGACCUUCCUCGAUUUAUUAAACUUGCUUGCACAGUCACUUAUGGAAUGGAGCUCGUGGUCGCUGCCAACAGUGGGUUCAUCUCCCUGGGAGCUUUCAUCAUUUUGAUGAUCUCCUAUAUCUUCAUCUUGGUCACUGUCUGGCAACACUCUUCAGGUGGCUUGUCCAAGGCCCUCUCUACAUUGUCUGCUCACAUCACAGUGGUGGUCUUGUUUUUCGGUCCAUGCAUCUUUGUGUAUUCAUGGCCAUUUCUUACAGUGCCUAUAGAUAAAUUUCUUGCCAUUUUUGAUGUAAUAAUUACCCCAUUUCUGAACCCUGUCAUCUACACUUUAAGGAACAAAGAGAUGAAGGUGGCAAUGAGGAGAAUAUUCAGCCAGCUGCUGUGUUUCCAGAAGUUGUUUUAA
Molecule: messenger RNA, 939 nt
Organism: Lepus europaeus (European hare)
Lineage: Eukaryota; Metazoa; Chordata; Mammalia; Lagomorpha; Leporidae
Product: olfactory receptor 4F15-like
Exons: 1
Coding region: 1-939 (312 amino acids)
Biological process (GO): G protein-coupled receptor signaling pathway
Cellular component (GO): membrane
Molecular function (GO): G protein-coupled receptor activity; olfactory receptor activity
Source: RefSeq, a predicted model, not a curated record